Messenger RNA from Penicillium maclennaniae, 435 nucleotides. RefSeq names its product PaaI family thioesterase. The transcript has a single exon. Gene Ontology annotation, molecular function: fatty acyl-CoA hydrolase activity. The record is from RefSeq and is a predicted model, not a curated record. Lineage: Eukaryota; Fungi; Ascomycota; Eurotiomycetes; Eurotiales; Aspergillaceae. Bases 1 to 435 code for a protein of 144 amino acids.
AUGAAUGAUGAACUCCGACAGGUGUUGAACGUGUGGGAACGCACUCGCCCCAACAGCCCUAUCUAUGAGUUUCUUCUGAGUGAGGUAGAGAUUUAUGAUGCCGAAAAGGGCGUCGUCCGGGCUCGACUACGAGUAGGCCCUCGUCAACUCAACUCAAAGGGCAGCUUACACGGUGCUUUUUCUGCUUCCGUGACGGAUUGGGCUGGAGGAAUGGCCAUUGCCUCUUACGGAUUGGACUCCACGGGUGUUAGCACGGAUAUUCACGUCAACUUCCUGUCUGGGGCCAAAGAUGGCGACUGGAUCGAGAUCGAAGGUCGGGCCAACAAGGUCGGCAAGUCACUCGCAUUUACCACGGUGACGAUCUCUAAAAGGACAGACUCUGGGUUGACCCUUGUCGCCCAGGGAUCUCACACCAAAUACGUACGGACACGAUGA